Balaenoptera ricei (Rice's whale) is the source of this 1686-nucleotide messenger RNA. RefSeq names its product leucine rich repeat, Ig-like and transmembrane domains 2 (gene LRIT2). NCBI's taxonomy places the organism in Eukaryota, Metazoa, Chordata, Mammalia, Artiodactyla, Balaenopteridae. The transcript is spliced from 3 exons. Gene Ontology annotation, molecular function: protein binding. Bases 1 to 1686 code for a protein of 561 amino acids. The record is from RefSeq and is a predicted model, not a curated record.
AUGGCUUCAGUUUCUCACUAUUUCUUGCUAGCUCUGGUCUUUCUGGAUUCACAUGCAGCUCAGCCAUCCUGUCUGCCAGGAUGUACCUGCUCAGAGGAGAGUUUUGGCAGGACUCUGCAGUGCAUGUCUAUCACUUUGGGAAAGAUCCCAAGGAAACUUCCUGAAGAGUUCAAGCAAGUGAGAAUUGAAAAUUCACCCUUAUUUGAACUGCCCCGUGGGUCUUUCAUCAACAUGAGCACCUUGGAGUACCUUUGGCUCAAUUUUAACAAUGUCACUGUGAUCCACCUAGGAGCCCUGGAGCACCUGUCAGAACUGAAAGAGCUGAGGCUGGAGGGGAACAAACUCCGUUCAGUACCGUGGACAGCGUUCCGUGCCACCCCGCUCCUGCGGGUCUUGGACCUCAAACACAACAGGAUUGAUGCACUCCCUGAACUGGCUCUUCAGUUCUUGGUCAACCUGACCUACCUUGACCUAUCCUCCAAUAGGCUUACAGUUGUAGCCAAGAGUGUCUUCUUGAACUGGCCAGCCUACCAGAAACACCGGCAGCCUGGCUGUGGGGUCGAGAUUCUCUCCAGCAUGGUGCUGGCGCUGCACGACAACCCCUGGUUAUGUGACUGUCGCCUAAGGGGACUUGUCCAGUUUGUAAAGUCCAUCAGUCUUCCAGUAGUCCUGGUGAAUCCCUACCUCAUGUGUCGAGGUCCUCUCUCCAAGGCAGGGCAGCUUUUUCACGAAACAGAGCUCAGCGCUUGCAUGAAGCCGCAGAUCUCAACCCCCAGCGCCAAUGUCAGCAUCCGGGUGGGACAGAAUGUGACCCUGCGAUGCUUGGUACAGGCUAGCCCCUCACCAACUAUUGCCUGGACUUAUCCCCUGAGCACGUGGAGGGAAUUUGAUGUGUUGACCUCGUCUACUGCAGAAGAUGCUGCUCUGUCGGAGCUGGUCAUACCUGCUGCCCACCUGGUCGACAGGGGCAGUUACACCUGUGUAGCCUCCAACUCCAUUGGCAGGAGCACCUGUGUCAUCUCCCUCCACGUCCAGCCCGCCCAGGCCCCGCCCACACUCCAUCCUCUUUUCUCCAUGUCGGAGGGCAAUGCCUACGUUGACCUGCGGGUGGUUAAGCAGACAGUGCGUGGGAUCGUGCUGGAAUGGUUUGUGGCAGCCGACACCCCUGAGAAGUGGUUCACCCUCUACAUUGGGUCAGAUGAAGCCCUCAGGAAGGAGGUUGUUCAUGUCGGCCCGGGAAUCAGCACAUACUUGGUGGAUGAUCUCCUCCCUGGCACAAAAUAUGAGGUCUGCCUUAGCCUGGGGCGCCGGCCCCCCCGCCAGGGCCGGUGUGUGGUCUUUGUGACGGGCCGAGACCACGGCGGGCUGGAGGGACGGGAGCGCCUCCUGCACACCACGGUGAUCCUGUGCGCCGUGCUGCUCGCGGUGCCUGUGGGCGCCUAUGUCUGGGCAGUCCAGGCUCCCUGCAGCUGCAGGGAGCGGGGCCUGCGCUGCUGUCCUCAUCGCAGGAAAGCCCCCAGGUGCCCCCUGGCAGUCCCAGAGCACAGGGAUGUCUCCUACGGAGACCACACAGCUGUCUGUGAAGACGGCCUGGGGCACAGAGAUGCUGAGGGGGAGGGGGACGAGGAGAGAGAUGGAGAGGGAGAUAGUGGCCCGGGAGGAAUGGUGUGGGCCUCCAGCCCCUAA